This is a messenger RNA of Bipolaris sorokiniana ND90Pr, 928 nucleotides long. RefSeq lists its product as uncharacterized. The record is from RefSeq and is a predicted model, not a curated record. Lineage: Eukaryota; Fungi; Ascomycota; Dothideomycetes; Pleosporales; Pleosporaceae. Bases 426 to 893 code for a protein of 155 amino acids. The transcript has a single exon.
GAUGAAGGAGGGUCGCCAAGCUUACUGAAGGGGCACAUGCUGGUUAGCAGUUGUAGAGCGUUCCGCGUCGGAUGAGAAGGCUUCCGGAUGGAUUUGAUCAAUUGCGGUGAAUGAAGAGGCGGUGAUCAUAAGACGGAGGCGUGAGUGGGAAGGGUACGACGGAGGACGAGAUCUCGGGUUGUUUUACAUCCCGCUGAGCGUAGCGAUGACAGACAAGAUGGCUUGACUAAUCGUCUACUCCUGCCGUCGUCAUGAUCACAAGGGACAGAUACGACACGGACUUCCGACAAUUGGGGCUUCAUCCAGGGCUGUAACAGGACUGCAGCGGGCGUUGCGUGUCGCGGGUGCUGAUAGGCCCGGGCCUGCGACGAGCAAGGCUAUGCGCUUCGCAUCGACUUUCCCUCCGCUCGUCAACCUUCUAGAAAAUGGGCCAUGGGGGUGGAGAUUGCAGGGACGGGGACGCGGCCGCUCUCCGCGUCUGCAGCAUAACUGUCGCAUGCCGCCUUCGCCCGCGGUCGUCGAGAAAUGCAAAAGGGCGGAAUGGACGGUCGAUUCCUCCGCUGACUUGUCGCAAUGCUCCUUCAGAUCUGUCCGCGCCAUCGAUUCAAGCAAAGAGAGGAGAGGGAGUUGAGGGUGGCCAGUGGGGCCCACACGACGUUACUACAAUUAACCUCCCGCCGCCGAUGGUCUCGCCGCGCCCCUGGCACCCUGCACGAGCGUUAAGACAACUGCCGAACACACAGCAAACUAUCCUUCCGUGUCGCAUCCCUUUGCCUGACACAUUUGUACACGACUCAGCACGCCCUCGCCCGUUCUUCACCGCGGCCAGCCGACGUUGUCUGCACAAGCCCCGUCUAUGUAUGCGCCGUCGCUGGCACAACCAUCUGAUCUAGCCCCCCGUCUCCCUCAUAUAUACUACACUACAUCC